This is a messenger RNA of Hemiscyllium ocellatum (epaulette shark), 2849 nucleotides long. RefSeq names its product leucine-rich repeat and immunoglobulin-like domain-containing nogo receptor-interacting protein 3. The transcript is spliced from 2 exons. The coding region runs from base 1 to 1959 and encodes 652 amino acids. Lineage: Eukaryota; Metazoa; Chordata; Chondrichthyes; Orectolobiformes; Hemiscylliidae. Gene Ontology annotation, molecular function: protein binding. The record is from RefSeq and is a predicted model, not a curated record.
AUGACAAGUCGAGGGGGCUGCGAAGGGGGGACAUAUGGGAUGGAGGAGGUUGAGGGGGAUAACGGGCCGGAGGGCGGUGUCGGGAGCGGGUCCCCGGGCGGGGCUGGCGGCCUCUCCCCCCCCCUCCUGCUGCUGCUGCUGGUGAUCCCGGGGCCCGGCCUCCCCUGCCCCGCCCCCUGCCGCUGCUGGGCCGACAACCGGACGGUGGAGUGUUCGGGCCGGGGCCUGGAGUCGGUGCCCGCGGGGAUCCCGGGGGGGACCCGGGUGCUCGACCUCAGCCGCAACCGGCUCCGGCGGCUGGAGUGGCCGCGGGGCUCCGGGGGGCCGGCGGCGCGGCGGCGGCUGGAGGAGCUGGACCUCAGCGGGAACCUGGUGUCGGAGCUGCCCGGGGGCGGGGAGGGGGAGGAGGCCGAGGCCGAGGAUGGAGGGGCCUGGUCCGGCCUCGGGCAGCUCCGCCGCCUCCGCCUGGACGGUAACCGGCUGCGGUACCUGUCCCCGGGGGCGCUGGGCCGCCUGGCCGCCCUGGAGAGCCUGGAGCUCGGCUCCAACCCGCUGCCGGCGCUGCUGGACCUCACCUUCCGGGGCCUGCGCCGCCUCGGCCGCCUGGAGGUGGGAGGCCCGCAGCUCGGCUACCUGGGCCCGAGGCUGUGGGAGGGCCUACCCGCCCUGCGCCUGCUCACCGUCACCGGGGGCUCGCUGCCCGCCGCCCCGUCCGCCCUCUCCCUGCAGCCGCUGGCCAACCUCAGCGCCCUCCGCCUGCUCGGCCUCGCCCGGGUCCGCCGCCUCCCCGCCGGCACCUUCGGGCCCCUGGCCGCCCUCCGCCUGCUGCAGCUGGACGGGUGGUCGUCCCUGUCCGAGCUGGAGGAAGGCAGCCUCCGGGGGCCCGAGCUGCUGCUGCGCCUGUCGGUCACACGCUGCAACCUGAGCUCGGUGCCUUACCUGGGCCUGCAAUCCCAGCCUGCCCUGCGCUGGCUGGACCUCUCCCACAAUCCCAUUCGCGUCAUCCGCGCGGGGAUGCUGCGCCACGUGACCCGGCUGGAGGAGCUGCGAUUGGUCGGCGCCGGCCUGCUCGCCGUCCAGCCCGAGGCCUUCCGCGGGCUGCUCUACUUCCGGCUGCUCGACGUCACGUCCAAUCAGCUCCGCAGCCUGCCCGAGAAGGCCUUCCGCUCGGCGGCCGGCCUCCACAGCCUGGGCCUGGGCGACAACCCGCUGGCCUGCGACUGCCGCCUGCACUGGGUGGCCCGCCGCCGCCGCCGGCUGCGCUUCCUGGGCCCGGCGCCCGCCUGCCGCACCCCCGAGGCCCACCGCGGCCUCCGCCUCGACCGCCCGCCGCCGCCCGGCUCCUUCCUCUGCAGCCGGCCCCGCAUCCGCGACAAGCGGCCGCAGCGCCUCUCGGUCCGCGAGGGCCGGCCCGUCACCUUCCGCUGCUCGGCCGACGGUGACCCGCCCCCCGACAUCCUGUGGCUCAACCCCCGGCGCCAGCGGCUGGGCGCCCCCACCCCGGGGCCCUUCCCGCUGCCGGGCCCGGCGCUGGGCCGCAGCCGCCUGCUGCCCGACGGCGGCCUGGAGAUCGCCUCGGUCCGCCCGCAGGACGCCGGCAUCUACCGCUGCGUGGCCCGCAACGCCGGCGGCAACGACACCGCCUCGGCCACGCUGCGGGUGCGGCCGCUCUCGCCGCAGGAGCUCGGCGUCUUCCGGCCGGCGGGGAGGGGCGGCGUGCGGCCCGGCUACCCCUUCGACACCCAGACCCUGCUGGUCACCACCACCAUGGGCUUCGCCUCCUUCUUCAGCGUGGUCACCGUCUGCUUCUCGCUGCUGUUCGCCUGGAGCCGGGCCAAGGGCCCGAUCAAACACAACAACAUCCAGGUGGACUUCGUGCCGCACGGGGGCGGUGGCGGCGGAGGAGGAGGAGGAGGGGGGGAGGGAGACGACGCCAAGUACAACAUGAAGAUGGUGUGAGGGAGGAGGAGGGCGUCUACUCGACGUGAUGCCGUCAUGGCGGGCGUGACGUCACGCCGUCAGCGCGCCACGUGGCCCAGAGCCCACUUCACCUGGAGCCGCCCUUUGGACGCCAUGUCGUCAUCGCCUCACGCGGACACGCCCCCCGACGGUAAGCCCCGCCCCCCAAAGUCAAUUGGAGAUGGUAGUGUGUGCUGCUGGAAAAGCACAGCAGGUCAGACAGCGCCCGGGGAGCCGGGACAUCCAUGUUCCGGGCAAAAGACCUUCAUCGAUAAUUGCCAAUGAAGGGUUUUUUUGCCCAAAACGUCGAUUCCCGCGCAUGCCGGACGUUGCCGGACCUGCUGUGCUUUUGCAGCCCAACCCCCAAUCAUCUGGAGAGCCGCUGCUUUUACGUCAUGUCGUCAUCGCUCGGCGUUUUUCCCGUACCCUUUACGUCAUGCCGUCAUCGCUCGGCGUUUUUCCCGUACCUUUUACGUCAUGCCGUCAUCGCGCUCGGCGUUUUUCCCGUACCUUUUACGUCAUGUCGUCAUCGCUCGGCGUUUUUCCCGUACCUGUCGCGUCAUGUUGUCAUCGCGCUCGGUGUUUGUCGCGUUCCUUUUACGUCACGCCGUCAUCGCGCUCGGCUUUUGUCCCGUACCUUGACGUCACGCCGUCAUCGCGCUCGAUGUUCGUCCUGUACCUUUCACGUCAUGCAGUCAUCACGCACGGCGUUUGUCCCGUACCUUGACGUCAUGCCGUCAUCGCGCACGGCGUUUGUCCCAUACCUUUCACGUCGGGGCGUCAUCGCGCACGGCGUUUGUCCCGUGUCGUCAUCACGUCGAUGUUGCAGAUGCGAACGUCAUGGCCGUGACGUCACCUGAGUGUAUCAAUUAAAGUGAAUUUCCUGGGAA